GGUGCCUACCAACCAGCGAGAUUCAAUUUCACAGAAGCCUUUGAACAAUUGUUCCCCACUACAACGCGCCUCUCAGGUGACAUGUUAUGAUAAUCGACAAGUCUGGGCUGUGUUCGAGAGGGCUAGUCCAUUCAAGAUCUUUCACCCGGUUCUUUCAAAGUCCUCUCCACCAAGAGACGUUGGACAGUUGACCGGGUUUCUUCAUCAUGGCUCCGCGAGGCUUCACCCUCCCUCCAGCCAAUACCCAAUCCGCCAAACAGGCAAGGAGUGCCUUCUUCUGCGCACUAUGCCAGAAAGGAUACAGUCGAAUGAACGAGUUCGAGGCCCAUGAGUCUUCCUACGACCACCAACACAAAAAGCGACUGAAAGAGAUGAAGGAAAUGCAGAGACAAGUCGCACCCAAAAAGGAGGAGAAGGGCCCAUUGAUGCAAAUCAAACUUGGUCCCGCGAAAACCAAUGGUUCUGGCGGUGGCGGUUUUAAAAAGGGAGGAUUCAAGAAUGCUUUUGCCCCGGUCGAUGAUCAGCCAGCCAAUGACACCGAGGGGACGCAGUCUCCCGUCCAAGACCUGGUCAAGGAACCUGCCGAAGAACCAGACAGCGAUAUUACGGACUCUGAAGAUUAUUACGAUCCACGAAAACCGACAGGGUGUAUGCCGGAAUGCAAGGGCCAUGCUGUGGGAUCGUGACAGAGCUUCAUGGGUGUCCCCUUCCGCGAUCAGAGAAUCCAAUUUACUCUCAGAGACUAUCGAUGGAUGACGUCUUACCCUAACAACUGGAUGCUGGAACGGCGCAUGCUAUCCUCAAAGAAGUAUCCAAUACGCUCUACUCGCCUCUCGAAGAGCUCCUGGUACUUCUCCCAUUCCAGGUUGGGUCAUGAUCUUGUGUAGAGCCAAAGCCAACAUCCACCAACCUCCCAACUUGCGCAAGAGAGGCCCCGGCUCUCGAUCUGGGGACGUCGCAAUACGAGACAAGGGCAGACGCUAGAACGCCACUCCGGAUUGGGCUUGCAUGCUAGAUCCUUCACCGAAACUGGAUCUUAUUCCUGCGUCGAGUGGAUGAAGAGUAGGAACCUAGCUUCUGUUCGCGCACACCGUGUAUCAACAUAAUGUUUCGAACGACUCGCUCAGAUGAGCGCUGUAGUCUCUUGUACCAUUUUAGAUAGGGAAUUAACUAUGUUCAACUAC
Exophiala mesophila is the source of this 1184-nucleotide messenger RNA. RefSeq lists its product as uncharacterized. Lineage: Eukaryota; Fungi; Ascomycota; Eurotiomycetes; Chaetothyriales; Herpotrichiellaceae. The transcript is spliced from 2 exons. The record is from RefSeq and is a predicted model, not a curated record. The coding region runs from base 207 to 686 and encodes 159 amino acids.